AAAACGUUCCAGCGCCAGCUGUUUGGAGAAAACGAGGCUUCCAUGGGAAAAAUGUAGGCCGAGAAACUUGUAUAAAAGGCGCUGUCUUGGCCAGAGAUUUUCAUUCACUCGUCGCUUCACAAACAAUAAACAACAACAUGGCUUCUAUCAAGAUGAUCGCUCUGUGGGCUUUCCUGGUUGUUCUUGUCGCAGCCGUCAACGCCGCCCCUCGUUACUUUAUCCUUGACGAUGGCGAAGUAGAUGCUCCGCAAUUGACCCGUGUCCGUCGUGAUGAUAAGUACGUUGCGGCUGCAAGUGGUGGCGGCUACGGCAAAGGACACGUUGGACCUGUUUACACCUUCGUCAAGACCGACCCUAAGGCAAACUUCAAGUGGGGAGUGCGCCACCGCGCUGGUGUUCAGUAUGGUCGCUAGACAAAGAAAAUCACGAUUUUCUUAACCCAGAAAAACCCUCAAGCUGGCUCUUGAGGUGCUGACGAACCCACCUCUCACGCUCUCACGUUCAUUCCAUCUGUUUUCGAAUCAUCAUCUCAAUCAUGAAACAUUAUCAUCGUUCCUGUUCUUGGAAUGCCUGCCGAGAACCAACUUGUUAUCGGCAGUCGUUUUAACGCUUUGGAAUAAAUUUGAAAAUUUCAAACCCCA
Messenger RNA from Daphnia magna, 641 nucleotides. RefSeq lists its product as uncharacterized. Lineage: Eukaryota; Metazoa; Arthropoda; Branchiopoda; Diplostraca; Daphniidae. The record is from RefSeq and is a predicted model, not a curated record. The transcript has 3 exons. The coding region runs from base 138 to 413 and encodes 91 amino acids.